Molecule: messenger RNA, 4625 nt
Organism: Haplochromis burtoni (Burton's mouthbrooder)
Lineage: Eukaryota; Metazoa; Chordata; Actinopteri; Cichliformes; Cichlidae
Gene: gjc1
Product: gap junction protein gamma 1
Exons: 3
Coding region: 1773-3230 (485 amino acids)
Biological process (GO): cell communication
Cellular component (GO): connexin complex
Source: RefSeq, a predicted model, not a curated record
UUAUUAUUAAAACGCUGAUGAAUACACUAAUCCAUGCUAAAUGUUUUAACGUAGAGAAACUAGCAGACAACCUGACAACUGCCUUACUGACCAUGUAAGGAAGUCAUGGAGAUACAGACUUCAUAUUUUAUUUUGCUAUAUUUUAUUCAGCAAUCAUCAUUUGUGCCCUUGCAUAGAUGACCAAUUAUUUUAAAAAAAAUGCUAAUUAUUAAACACAACCAAUAUCUAACCAGGGUUUCAGUGCUUGGACAUCAGUUACACAAAUGAAAAAGCAGGAGUGAAGGAGUCAAAGAGAAACUUUGUUGACCCUGGCACCUGACACAGUUUAAGUUUAAAGUCUCUUUCUAGAACAAAAAAGCCAGAAAUUCCUCUCAUGUGUCAACAAACUCAGAGCUUUCACUAAACUUGCUUUCUGGAACAAAGCCUUGGGAAACACACUGAGACAAAAAGUUGGACUGGACUAUAUAUACAGAGAUCACCGAUUAGGGAUUAGACAAAGGAGGGGAAUGAGAUGCAGAGGAAUGCAAAUAACAACAGUUAAUCAGAAAACAAAAUAAUCAGAGAAUCAAGGCAGGCUGUCACAAAGCAUCUUUAACUCAGGACAUAGAAGAAAAUGAACCUUCAAGCAUUUAAAAUCUGGAGAAAAAAACCCGGACAAAACAAAAGAGAGUACCAUAGACUUGAAUAUUAACACUUAAUAAGGGAACACAAAGGGACGAACACAGGAACAAAAAGAAAGGAAGGCAGACAGAAACAGAAACACUCGGGCAACUGCUGCUACUGACAGUAACAGACAUGAACCAAAACACAAGAUAACACAAAAAUGAAGAAACAAAGCUCAAGAAAGGGAUAAGAUAUAAGGCAAGUUUAACAUAGACAAAUUUCUUAGUUUCUUAGUUGUCUUCACUAAACAUAAAACCUCAGAGAUAAUGAACAUUUCCACACGGGUAAUCGGUUUUCUUUGUUUUCACUAGCCCAGCCUUUCUUCUUCAGGCUCUGCUUGCGAUCACAUAGAAGGGACGUUUGAUGUAUUAUUUGACUCUUCUUCUGCACAAUGUUGACCAGUUGAAUCCCCUCCCCCCAACUCCAAGGCAGAUGCAUUAUUGGAGGAAUGUGUGACAGAGCUCUCUAAAAGAAAAGAAAAAUAUAGCAGUAAAAAGGAAGAUUGCCAUUGCAGAUAGGACAAGAGAGUAAUGCUGCAGAUCAAAAGAAGCAUGCAGAGCAGUUAGAAAAAAUGUAUAUGUUAACUCAAGAUAAUAUGCAAUAUUUAUUUUAUUGUGUGUGUGUUCUUACUUAAUUCUGACAUGACAGCAGUACAUGAAUUCUCACUGUGUCAUAUACUAAUAAACAGGAGGUUGAAAUCACUUACGUUUGUUGUCAGAUUCUUCUCAAAUUAAUCUUACUGAUUGGUGAUAAGCAGUCUACAUGUUAUGUGUUCAGCAUGUGUUACCAUGGUAACACCGUGAAAAGACAGCCAUAUUUGUUGUUCUGGCUGUUAGCUUCAUAGUAUGCCUCUCCAGGCCCGGUAAUACAGAGCAACUCCAACACACCCAGGAUAUCUUUCCACCGUCUGGUUUCACUUACCCUGACAGCAGCAGUUGGGUUCAGGAUCAUAAGCAGCUUUUCAGCUCCUGCGGUAUUAAAGAUACGCUGCUGUAAAAGAAGUCAUCUGUAAUCCUACAUGUGCUGUAUGGCCCCUCUAAAGAAGGCUCAUCAAGAGUCUGUGAACAGGUGAGAGAGGGACACUGUCUGCCCCACUGUCCAGCGACACCAUGAGCUGGAGCUUCCUCACGCGGCUGCUGGAGGAGAUCCACAACCACUCCACCUUCGUGGGGAAGCUGUGGCUCACCGUGCUCAUCAUCUUCCGCAUUGUUCUUACUGCCGUUGGGGGAGAGUCCAUCUACUACGACGAACAGAGCAAGUUUGUUUGCAACUCAGGCCAGCCAGGCUGUGAGAAUGUCUGCUAUGAUGCCUUCGCCCCUCUGUCUCACGUCCGCUUUUGGGUCUUCCAGAUUAUCUUGGUGGCAAUGCCUUCUCUCAUGUACAUGGGCUAUGCUGUCAACAGAAUUGCACGAUUAGAUGAAGCCAAAGGAGGAGCUGGAUCUGUUGCUGUUAGGACAGGAGGAGGGGGCUACACGCACAGAAAACCUAGGAAAAUGUGCUUUGGAGCAAGACAGCACCGAGGCAUUGAGGAGACCGAGGAAGACCAGGAGGAUGAUCCAAUGAUCUAUGAGGUGCCGGAGAUCGAGCCCCCAAAAAGGCCACGGGACCCACUGCAGCCCACACCCAGACCCAAAAUCCGACAUGAUGGGCGUAAGCGAAUCCGAGAUGAAGGGCUAAUGCGGGUCUAUGUUUUGCAGCUGGUGACUCGUACGGUGUUGGAGGCUGGUUUCCUUACAGGCCAGUAUUUGCUGUAUGGUUUCCGUGUGAUGCCCAUAUUUGUGUGCUCAGGGAAACCUUGUCCACACAGUGUUGAUUGCUUUGUGUCGAGGCCUACAGAGAAGACCAUUUUCCUGCGCAUCAUGUAUGGUGUCACUGUCCUUUGCCUCACACUCAAUGUUUGGGAAAUGCUCCAUUUGGGCAUUGGUUCCAUUUGUGACAUUCUUCGCCGUCGCCGCUGCCCACCUCAGGAGGAUGAGUACCAGCUGGGCCUGUUGGGUACCAGUGGGGGUGUGGAGGGCUCAGUAGGGGCAGCAGGUCCUGAGGCAGGUUCUGAGGGAGGCGUAGGAGGAGAUGGUGCUGCCGAUUAUGUUGGCUACCCCUUCUCGUGGAACACCCCGUCAGCUCCACCUGGUUACAACAUUGUUGUGAAGCCAGAACAGAUGCCCUACACAGAUCUUAGCAACGCUAAGAUGGCAUGCAAACAGAACAGGGCUAACAUUGCCCAGGAGGAGCAGCAGCAGUUUGGUAGCAAUGAGGACAAUUUCCCCACUGGAGGAGAGGCCCGUGUAGCCCUGAACAAAGACAUGAUCCAGCAGGCUCAUGAGCAACUGGAGGCAGCUAUCCAGGCCUACAGUCAGCAGCACCGGGCAGAGGAGCAGCUUGGGGACAACCAGGAUGACAAGCCCCAAAGUAACAUUAUCCAGGCCCAACCUCAGCCACAACCCCAGCCUCAGAAAGAGCGCAAGCAUAGAUUUAAGCAUGGGAAAGGCGGGAGCAGUGGAGGUGGAAGCAGCAGCAACAGUAGCAGCAGCAAAUCAGGAGAGGGCAAGCCCUCUGUAUGGAUUUAACCCCAGAAACAGUGACCCGUAUUGAAAACAUGUAAAUAUUGGAGACUGGAUGAUGAGCUGUUGCAAUGUUACUUGGAUAUUUAAACACCAUUAUGCCUUACAGAAUCCUGCAAGCUGGAGAAGAUGCGUGUUUGCGUAUAAUGGUGUGUAAAGAAAAAAAGAGAGAGAAAAAAACAUGUGAUAUUGCAGCUGACAAAUUGUUUUGUCUGGGUAAUCACUGUUUAACUUGAAACAUCACACCAACACAAACUAUGUUAGGCUACAGUCUGUCGUUUACAUGUGUCGUUCUUCUCAAGCCCCAAAGCAGAUUAUUGACCUCUGUUUUCUUCCCGUUCACCCUUUCAGGAGAUUCCCAGGAUCAUUAUGUGUUCUCUUGCAAAAUUAGACUGAUUCCAAAUUUCGAUGAUCACAAUGUAAAUGCAAUAAAAUGAUGCAUGAUUCCAUGGUGCCGCCCAAAGGAUUGGCUUUAUAGUGCAGUGAGAAGAUCACCUUCCUGAAGGUUGUGUCCUGUCACUCAUGUUCCAUGUCUGCUUCAUUAAUAGUGUUAUAUUGCUGUGACUUUGCAUUUGACCGUGUGUUUGUAAAUGUUUGUUGUGUAUUUUUUGAUAACAGUAGUACACCAGCUGCUACAGAAACCUAUGAGUACAGCUGGUGGAUUUUUAUCCAGUCUACAUCUGAAAUUAUCUGUGAAAAAAUAAAUAAUAAGGUGCAGAAGCAAUCCAGAUUUUAUAGUUUAUUCUUAAAUAUCUCAUUUUCUCCUUAUGGCUUUUCAUGGCUCAGUACCAUUGUUCCUCUAUCUGCCUUGUGUUUGGCUGCCCCCUGGUGGUGUCUUCAACGGGGCUUGAUACUGGGGAGAAGAUACCAGUUGCCAAUGCUACCUGCAUCCAGCAACACCUUAACCAGCUGUAAUGUUCCUUUUCUAUUGACAAUACUUGUGUCACUUAUGUCUUCCCAGUGCUACAAGUCCAGUGUUAGAUGCACAAGGCUGCAAUAUUACAACAUUGUAAUGGAAAAGGUUUAAAGCCAUUACUAUAACACAGUGAGACCAAACACUGUCUGUGUGAUGCAAGUUGUCAGUGCCAAGAUUUUAUGCUAGGCUGCCACGAAGCCUGGUUGUUUGUAGCUUUGGAAUACUGUGGCCAUGCUACUCCACUUGUGGAAAUAUGCCUAUGUGAGACCAACCCUUUUGUAAAAGUCAUUUUUCUUUUUUUUUUCCUUCUUUUUUUGUACAACAGUAUGUCUUGCAUUUUUCAUAUGGGAUUUAAAAUGAUAAAACUUCAAAAUGGAGUCAAAUUUUAUGUUCCAGACAGUGUUUUAUAUGAAAACACUCUGUUUUUCAAUAAAGUUUUGUUUUGUUUUGUAAAAUAAAUAAACAAAAAACAAGAUCUUUUGAAA